This is a messenger RNA of Ogataea philodendri, 534 nucleotides long. RefSeq lists its product as uncharacterized. NCBI's taxonomy places the organism in Eukaryota, Fungi, Ascomycota, Pichiomycetes, Pichiales, Pichiaceae. The coding region runs from base 1 to 534 and encodes 177 amino acids. The transcript has a single exon. Gene Ontology annotation, cellular component: cytosol; EKC/KEOPS complex; nucleus. The record is from RefSeq and is a predicted model, not a curated record. Gene Ontology annotation, biological process: telomere maintenance via recombination; tRNA threonylcarbamoyladenosine modification.
AUGUUCAAAAUCUACUCGUUCCCCCAGUUCCCUGAAACUCAAGUCUUUGCGGCCUACUUCUCAAACGUCUCUAACCAGGAAUCCAUCAAAAACAGCCUUCUAGCCGCAGACCCAAACUACAACUACGCAUUUGUCAACGGCGACUAUCUCGUUUCCCAAGAACAAAUCCUUUCUGCAGUGUAUAAAGCCCUUCUUGACGACUCUUUCAACCGCAAAAAGUCCAAAUCCAUCAACUCUGAAAUCAUCUACAACUUAUCUCCCUUGAAAAACAUCCUCGAGUGUUUGAAAACGUUUGGAGUCUCUGAAAGUCCACAUCUUUUGGCUAUUAAACUUAUUAACAAAAAAGACGAUCCCUUGUUGAUCCAACAGAACCUCCAAUCUAUUGUCAAAGGAACACCAUUGGACAUUUCAGAUAAACUUCUACAGGAGAACUCCGACUUGACAAAGAUCCACAAACUGUUCAACACCCAAGACUCCGAUUUCCAAAGUCUCUCUAGAACUCUAGCCACAAACACACAGCUGAAAAACCUCUAA